UGCCUGCUCAUCACACCUUCCACCUCCCUGACGAUCUCUGCUCGCAGCGCUGCAGCGCGUUUCUCGGAAACAGCGUCAGAGUGAGAGCUCUGUCUCCGCCUCCUCCUCCUCCUCCUCCUCUGCGCUUGCCCUCCUCUCUGAGUUAGCCGCUCCGUCUCCUCCGCUAGCGUUAGCAUUAGCCUGCCCCUGGUAGCAGCCCGGGCGAACAUGGCCAUGUCGCAGGCUCUGUCAGAGGAGGAGUUCCAUCGGAUGCAGGCUCAGCUGUUGGAGCUGCGGACUCAGAACUAUCAGCUGUCUGAUGAUCUCAGGAAGAACACCACAGAGCUGAACGCAGUCCGUCAGAAGAAUGUUGUUCUGGAAAGAGAUUUUGUCAAAGCACAGAAGGCUCUGAAUAAGAGCAAGAAAGCUCAGGAGGUGGAAGCUCUGCUGAGCGAGAACGAGAUGCUUCAAGGGAAACUUCACAGUCAGGAGGAAGAUUUCAGACUCCAGAACAGCACGUUGAUGACUGAACUCUCCAAGCUGUGUACACAGAUUGAACAGCUGGAACAGGAGAACAAGGAGCUGAAGGAGGGAGGAGGAGCCUCUGCAAACCCUGCUCCUCCAAACCCCGCCUCCAGUCCUGUUGAUGGAGAACUGCUCCGCCUCCAGGCUGAAAACUCCGCCCUCCAGAAGAAAAUGAAAGCCCUCCAGGAGCGCUAUGACAAAGAGCUGCCACAGAGACAGGGCAACCAAAACGCUACGUUGGAGACGGACGGGUCAGCCGGCGCCAACGGCGUCUCUGAUGUCACAGGGAGGGGGGAGGAGCCAGGAGCAGAGGGAACCAAUGAGAGACUGGAACAGACAGAGGCUCAGAUGCAGCAAACAGAGAAACAGCUCCAUGGCCUGUCAGAGAAGAGCGUAGAGAAGAUUGUAGCUAAGCAGGCAGCGCUAGGCUGGUCGGCUGCUCUCUGUCCAAUAACUCACUGCUUUGGACCAGAGCUGGAGAUGGCACUGAACACCGAGCAGGAGGAGAAGAGGCUGCUGAAGGAGCAGAUCCACAACCUGGAGGCAUCUAAACAGACUGAAAUCACCAAACUGCAGGAAGAGAUUACAAAGCUUUCUGACAAGUUGAAGAAGAAGCAGGAGAGUUUUCAGCGUCUGCAGGGAGAAAAGGAGGCUCUGUACAACGACAGCAGGACAAAGAUCGACGAGAUCAACCAGAGGAAAGAAGAGGAGCUGAAGACCUUAAACGUCCGCAUCCAGAAACUACAGUCAGACGUCAUGGCAGCCAAUCAGAUGUCAGCAGAGCUCAGAGAGCAGCUGCAGAGCAAAGAGAGGGAGCAUGAACUGGCUGUGCAUACUCUGAGAGACCAGGUAGCCAAUCAGAGUGCAGUCAGUCAGGAGCAGGUGGACAACAUCCUCCAAGAGAACGAUGCUCUGAGGACAAACCUAGCAGCUCUAGAACAGAUCCAGACGGUGAAAACGCAGGAGAUGAAUCUGAUGCGUGAGCAGCAGGAGGCGCUGACGAGCGAGCUGCAGCAGAGACGCGCUGAACAGGAGAGUCUGUUAGCUCAGAGAGACGACCUGGACUCCCAGCUGCAGGAGUCGAGUUUUGCAAACAGGAAGUUGUUGGAGCAGUUAACAGAAGAAGGACAAGAGAAGGAGAAACUGCAGAGAGACCUGGACGAGGCAAAGAAGACGGCAGAGAAGAGGAAGUCCAUGUUGGAUGACAUGGCCAUUCAGCUGAACCAGGAGAAGUCCGACCACAAGGAGGCGCUGUCAGACCUCAAACUGCAGCACGAGAAGGAGGUUCUUGGGGUGAGGGCUCGCUAUGAGAAGGAGCUCAGAGGACUCCAUGAAGAUAAGAAUCGCUCCGAGGAGGAGAUCAGACAGCAGCUAAGAGAUGAGAAGGCUCGUGCCAAAGAGCUGGAGGGGCUUCAGCCGAAGGUGGAGGAGCUACAGGCUCAGGUUCAGUCCAUGGAGGGAACCAAAGGAUGGUUCGAGAGACGACUCAAGGAGGCCGAGGAGAACAUCGAGAAGAACUCGCUGGAACAUCAGGAGGAGAUCAAACAGCUGCGGAAAGACCACGCACUUCAGCUGGAGGAGAAGCAGUCGGAGAUGGACGGACUGAAACAGCAGCUGGUGGAGGUGGAGAAACAGAGGGAAGAACACGGCGACACCAUUGAAAAACUCAAACAGGAGAUUAAGGACACUGUGGACGGUCAGAGGAUCUUAGAGAAGAAGGGAAGUGCAGCGCUGAAGGAUUUGAAGCGGCAGCUGCAGCUGGAGAGGAAGCGAGCGGACAAACUGCAGGAGCGACUUCAGGAGAUACUGACCAACAGCAAGACAAGGACAGGUCUGGAGGAACUGGUCCUCUCAGAGAUCAACAGUCCCAGUCGGACUCAGCAGACCGGAGACUCGUCCUCCGUCUCCUCCUUCUCCUACAGAGACAUGAUGAAGGAGGCUCAGCCGACCAGUCAGAACAAGUCCGGAGGAGGAAGUCCUCAGUCCCAGCGUCCGGCUGAAUUAUCUGACGACGAGGUCGGAGAGUUGUUCCAGCGUCUCGCUGAGGUUCAGCAGGAGAAGUGGAUGCUGGAGGAGAAGGUGAAACAUCUGGAGGUGAGCUGUUCGUCGAUGGCGGAGGACAUCUGCAGGAAGAGUGCCAUCAUAGAGACAUAUGUGAUGGACAGCCGUAUAGAUGUGUCGGGCGGCGCCAUCGGCGCUCACGGAGGCUCUCAGGGAGACAGAGGAGGUCUGGGCUCUGUCCUCAGAGACCUGGUGAAGCCAGGAGACGAGAAUCUGAGAGAGAUGAACAAGAAGCUGCAGAACAUGUUGGAGGAACAACUGACCAAGAACAUGCACCUGCAGAAGGACCUGGAGGUUUUGUCCCAGGAAUUAGUCCGUCUCAGUAAAGAGAGCAGUCCUGGAGGUGGUGCAGCUGGGUCGGGAUGAGACUAUCGCCUGAAUCUACCCGUCUGUUCCCUUUCCUCUCAAUGCUGUUGCUCUUCAAGGUGUGGGCUGGGCUCAGACUAACACCUGGGACCAGCAUUUCUUUCUUUCCCAAUCCCGAGUCUCAGAACUGCUGUGGGCUCGGACUACUUACUGGAGCUGUUAGGCGAACAAGUAAACACCUCAGUCUGUUGGGCCAUGACUAAAUGCUGGAAUGUGUUUAUGUGUCUCAAUGAAGAGAGAGAACAGUAAGAAACUAAAGACACAGAGGGAAUGGAAACAAGACGCGUUGGGUUCAGCUCAUUUAUGUUGCCGUUGAAUGUACUGUAAUUAGACUGCACCACUCUGUCGAGCCCUGGCUAUGACCUGGAAACCACAUUGUAACUGACUGCACGUUUUUGCUUUACCUGGUUUCUUCUGUCUCUUGGGUCCUGGCUAUGUUCUGGCAGCCUGAUAUCGCAACUGACUGAAUCAUGUUAUUGUUUUCAUUGUGCAGUAACUCUGUUGUGAUCUGGCUAUUUCCUGGGAUUCCUGUAAAAAAAAAUCUUUACACUU
Messenger RNA from Paralichthys olivaceus (Japanese flounder), 3483 nucleotides. RefSeq names its product GRIP1 associated protein 1 (gene gripap1). The record is from RefSeq and is a predicted model, not a curated record. Gene Ontology annotation, cellular component: postsynaptic recycling endosome; glutamatergic synapse; extrinsic component of postsynaptic early endosome membrane. Lineage: Eukaryota; Metazoa; Chordata; Actinopteri; Pleuronectiformes; Paralichthyidae. Gene Ontology annotation, biological process: regulation of neurotransmitter receptor transport, endosome to postsynaptic membrane; regulation of recycling endosome localization within postsynapse; neurotransmitter receptor transport, endosome to postsynaptic membrane.